CUCGGAGCUAUGGCCGCCGUCGAAGCAGAGCACCACCAAAACAGAGCAGACGAGACCGACCAAAUCUCCCUCAAAGAUGGCGACUCCGACAUCUGCCAACAGCUCAUGGACCGUUACUCGAAGUCCUCCGCCUCGCAGCACCGCCACCUCGUCGCCACCGCCGCCGCAAUGCGCUCCAUCCUCACAUCGGAGUCUCUUCCUCCGUCUCCUCCUGCUUACUUCGCAGCUGCUAUCUCCUCGUUGGAUUCCUCCACGGCGGAGGAUCCAGUGGCAGUCUCUGCUUUGCUCACGUUUCUGUCUAUAGUGGUUCCUCUGGUUCCUUCUGGAGGAGUCUCAGGUGCUAUGGGGUGUGAGGCGGUUGGUGUUUUGGUGAGAUGUGUUGAUGGAGAAGGGGAGAAGUUAGGUGUUGCGAGUUUGAGAGCUGGUGUGAAGUGUGUUGGGAGCUUGCUUGUUGGUUUCUGUGAUUUGGAUGAUUGGGAAUCUGUUAAGUUAGGGUUUGGUUCGAUUUUGAAAUUCUCUAUUGAUAAACGUCCAAAGGUUAGAAGAUGUGCUCAAGAGUGUUUGGAGAAGUUAUUUGGUUCUCUUCGGUCGUCUACUGUUAUUAAGGAAGCAAGUGAUACGUUAUAUGCUUUACUUAAAGAAUAUAAGCCUGUUCUGUCUAAGCUAAGCUCGACGAAGAUUGUGGAAGGUUCUAAGGUUGAGUCAGCAUUGAAAUCUGAGAACGCGGAGGCUGCACAUGUGUUAAAUGUUCUCAGUGCUACGAUUCCUUUUUUAUCUGCGGAAGUUAGUUCUUGUGUUUUCUCGGAACUUUGUAAGCUUAUGGGGUCUCAGUUCUCGCCGCUGACGAGGCAAAUUCUGAAAGCGAUUGAUGCUAUCUUCAAGAGUUCUGAUGAUACAGUUGUUGUUCCUGAGAUAGAAGGAGUCAUAACUUCUUUGACUAAUUAUGUAUCUUUACACGAGAAGAAUCCUGCUGACACUAUCGUUCAUGUGAGCACCUUGUUAAGAAGUGCCUUGGAGAAAGCUAACUCAGCGGAACCGACAUUGUGCCUAAGGCAGCUUCCACUAGUUUGUGGGUCAUUGGCAGGUCUUCUGAUUUCCGAGGACGAUGUUGCAUCCCAGGCCUCAGUUAUACUAAAGGAUUUGAUCAGCAGCCACAUCGAUACAAAUAAUCUUUUGACCGAGGGAAGCUUGUCUAGUGAAGAUGAGGAUAAUUUAACCGGUGGAGACAAUAUAAAUGCAGCAAGAAGUUUAUGCACUGUCUUUGAGAGUACCCUAAACUCAUGUGAUGGAAUUCCAAAGGAGCACAUUUUAACUGUCACAGCUCUUUUGAUUGAGAAACUUGGAGAUCUUUCAUAUAUUCUCGCAAAGGGUGUCAUUUUAAAGCUGGCGGACAUGAUGAAAAAUGGAACUGGAGAUACUUCUAGCUCAGAAUAUGUUCAACAAUGCAUUGGGGCUGCAGUAGUUGCCAUGGGUCCGGUGAAGCUACUUACACUUUUUCCUAUCUCCCUCGAUGCUGAGAGUCACUCUUGCACAAAUGCUUGGCUGAUUCCUAUCUUAAGAAGGCAUAUUGUUGGAGCAUCUCUUGAGUAUUAUGUCGACAACAUUGUUCCCCUUGCAAAGUCAUUGAUGCUUGCGUCUAAAGAAGCUAAAAAGUCAGGUCAGGGCAAAAAGUUGAAGGCGCGUGGUCAUGAGCUGCUGAAACUGUUACCUGCCUUUUGUAACUACCCAACUGAUGUACCCAAGCAAUUAGGAUCUUUAGUGAAGCUGAUGGUUAAGUUCAUUAAGAAAAAAUCUUUCAUGCAUGAAGCUGUGGCCGUUUCUCUGCAGAUGCUUGUAAACCAGAAUAAAAGAAUGCCUAAGCCCAGUACAGAUAUGGACGAAGAAGACGCCAAUAUAAGUGAAGAUGCUAAACCUGAGGUUGAUAGUAGAUUUCACUAUUCGAAGAAAGCUUCAACGAAAAACAUGAAGACUUUGGCAUCAAGCUCGGCGGAGCUGCUUCAAACUCUCGUCGAUGUGUUCACUGCCUCAGGCACGGAGAUCAGUGCAGACUUUAAGGCUGCAAUUGGAUGCUUAGCUUCCACUCUGGAUUCUUCAGUGAGGAAAAAGAUUCUAAUUUCCUUGCUAAAUAAGUUUGAUCCUGCUGGUGAAAGCGAGAUUGAAGGGCAAGUCAACCAGUCUAAUGAUUCAAAUGAUGAAGAGAAAGACAACAACAGUGCUACAAAAACACAGUUAAAGAGGAGUGCUGUACUGGAUCUUGCAUCUUCAUUUGUUGAAGGAGCCAAGGAAGAUCUUAUUGAAUUGAUAUAUAUUCUUGUUCGCCAAAGUUUUCAGGCCACUGAUGAGGCUGAUCUUCGUGGGGCGUAUAAUACACUGAGCAGAAUUCUAGAGGAACAUGGCUGGUUUUGUUCAUCUCAUUUUGCAGAGGUGAUAGAGAUGUUACUCAGCCAUAAAACUCCAGAAGAUGAAGCAUCUUCUAAAAGUCGAUUUACAUGUUUCCACGUCCUAAUGGCGCAUGGAAUUCAGUCAAGCUCCGAGGAGGAGAAUGAAAAGGCUUUCCUUAUCCUGAAUGAAAUGAUCCUUACUCUUAAAGAUGGGAAAGAAGAACACAGGAAAGCAGCUUGUGAUGCACUGGUUAUGGUAUAUACCACCUUAAAAAAUUCAUCAUCUAUGAACAGUGAAGAACUUUGUCCCAAACUGAUUAACAUGAUAAGUGGUUAUAUAUCUGGAUCAUCACCACACAUAAGGAGUGGAGCAGUGUCUGCGUUAUCUGUCUUGAUAUACAAAGACCCUGAGAUCUGCCUAUCGUCACCAGAGCUUCUUUCCUCUGUCUUAUCAUUGCUUCACACCAAAUCCAUUGAGAUUAUAAAAGCCGUAUUGGGUUUUGUGAAAGUUUUAGUCUCAACAUCGCAAGCCCAGGACUUGCAGAAUCUACUGCAAAACCUCUUAUAUGAGAUUCUCCCCUGGUCGUCUGUUUCAAGACACUAUUUUAAAUCAAAGGUAACGAUCAUAGUUGAGAUUAUGAUAAGGAAGUGUGGUACCCGCGCAGUCCAACAAGCGACACCAGACAAGCACAAGAGUUUCCUCGAGACAGUUUUAGAGAACCGUUCGAGCAAAGCAAAAGACAAAGAAGAAACCAAUGAUUCACAGACUACUUCCAUCGACUCCUCGAGAGAGCCAAGGAAAAGAAAUCAUUCUGAUCAUUCAUCAGAAACAACAGCCAAACAAGAUGGCAGCAACAAAUUCAAACGGCAGAGGAGCACACAUCAUUCAGACACUAAUGGAAGCAGAACAGGACCAAAGCGCCCUGGUAACAGAAGCUUCGGCGGCAAACAUAGGGAAGCUUCUGGAAACAAUCACAAGUCAGGAAAAGACACACGGAAGCCACAGAAGAACAGAUUCAGGAAAGCAUCAUGAAUCCUUUAAUCUCAAGUCAGUUUUGCAGUUUCAGAUACCAGAAACCAAAACAUAUGGUGUGUAUGUAUACGAAUUGUAGAUUAUACACAUCAAGAUUUUUCAAUGAUUAAUGUUUUCUUAAAAGACUAAAAAACCCCAAGAAAAAAGAGAUUAGGUUAACUUGCAAGAGCUUGAUCAAGCACUGACACAAUCUCCAGCCUGCUUCUCACCAAUCUGUGAAACACUUCUCUAACUUGUCUCUGCAAAUCCUCCAAUCCAACUUCCAUCCCCCGACAAAUCUCAUCCAACUCCUCCACCUUGUCCGCAACCACCUCCUCUUCCUCUGUCGGAAACCUAAACCUCUCCGUGAAAUCCAACAAAGACAACCCUAUCUUCUCCAUCCUCUGAAUCUCCUCCAUCAACCCACCACCACCACCACCACCAAAACGCUUCUCCUUCCGUUUCAUCUCUUCACCAACCCUCUCCUGAAUGUUCACAGCGGCACUAGCCCAGCUCUGGUGCUUCGGAAGCUGCAACGGCGCAACAAGAACGUUACUUGUCUGGCAAGGCACCGCAGCGACUAACACCCACAUCACAAGAACCAUAACACUGCUCAUUAUAUAAACCGGCAUCGCCGGUCCAGAGGCUUCUGCUCCACGUGGCAUCACAAGAUUAGCAACCAUCCCCUGAAUCUGCUUCGUCGCAGACCAGUGGCCAGAUGAUGAUCCUCCUCCUACGUUGCUGUUCUGUCCAAACGACCAAGACCUAAACGUUGUCUUUUUAUUACUACUGCCGCCGCCGCCACUUCCAUUGUUUCUAACUUUCACAUCACCGUUUAACCCAACAACAAGACUUGCCAACGCACGCUUCGCUCUACGAACGCUUCCGUCACAUAACGGCCUUUGUUUAAGCGCCGUCACAGCUAUCUCCGCUAAACGCCGACUCUGUCUAACGGAAUCAAUACCGUUAACAACGGCGUUACAGAUAUCAAGCGCCUUUAGAAUCCUAUCAAGCAGUUCCGACAGAACCCUCUCUAAAGAAGGAGACUUCGAGAUCUGAACCGUGGACAGAAGAACCCCUUUGAACUCCGUCUCGCAGGAAACGAAAACGUCGAGGAGGUUCUGUAGCCACGGGAUCGAGAGGAUCGGAUCAGACGGCUGAGAAGAGCCGCCAAUGUCUGGAGGAGGCGAAGAUGGAGAGAUUAGCUCCGAGAGACGUUCAGAGACGUGUUUGUGGAAAUACUCGAGCUCUUCGAGCUCUUGCUCGUGGUUAGCGUCCAUGGAGAUGAUCUGGUUGCGGCGGAUGCUGAUUCGGCUCAGGAAUGAGCCUUGAGACUCCGUCGCCGGCGCCAUUUAGUGAUGUGUGUGAUGAAACAGAGAGAAAGUGAGUUUCGUUUCUUUUUUUUGUUUGUUGUUUCGGAGGAUAAAGGAGAGAUUUUUAAAGAGA
Messenger RNA from Eruca vesicaria subsp. sativa (arugula), 4839 nucleotides. The record is from the annotation of a GenBank genome assembly. Lineage: Eukaryota; Viridiplantae; Streptophyta; Magnoliopsida; Brassicales; Brassicaceae.